AGGGUUUCUACCGCGGGACACAGCUAAGCACCACCAGGAGCGAGUGUUGGAGAUCUUGCAGAAGGCUCUGGAUGAGGCAGGGAUUGCACCACACGAGAUUGACUGUGUUGCAUACACAAAAGGCCCCGGGAUGGGCGCCCCGCUGGUGUCCGUGGCCCUGGUGGCACGCACUGUGGCCCAGCUGUGGAGCAAGCCUCUGGUGGGAGUGAACCACUGCAUUGGCCACAUUGAGAUGGGGCGGCUCAUCACUGGAGCGCACAACCCGAUAGUGCUGUACGUCAGCGGAGGCAACACACAGGUGAUUGCUUACUCUCAGAGGAGGUACCGCAUUUUUGGGGAAACCAUCGACAUCGCGGUGGGAAAUUGCUUGGACAGAUUUGCUCGGGUACUCAAGAUAUCCAAUGAUCCAAGCCCUGGAUACAACAUUGAGCAAAUGGCAAAGAGAGGGAGCUUCGUGGAGUUGCCGUACACUGUCAAGGGCAUGGACGUCUCCUUCUCAGGGAUCCUCUCCUACAUCGAGGAGGCAGCGCAGAGAAUGCUGGCGAGCGGCGAAUGCACUGCAGAGGAUCUAUGUUUCUCACUGCAGGAAACCGUGUUUGCGAUGCUGGUGGAGAUCACGGAGCGUGCCAUGGCACACUGUGGAGUCAGGGAGGUGCUCAUCGUGGGCGGAGUUGGGUGCAACCUGCGUCUGCAGGAGAUGAUGGAGGUGAUGUGCAAGGAGAGAGGAGCAAAGCUCUUCGCUACUGAUGAGAGGUUCUGCAUCGACAACGGAGCGAUGAUAGCUCAGGCUGGUUGGGAGAUGUUCCGAUCAGGCCUCACAACAGAGAUCAAAGACUCAUGGAUAACGCAACGAUUCCGUACGGACGACAUGGAGGUGACUUGGAGGGAUUAAUUGAAGCAGAGAGUACACAAUUCCUGUUGUUCACCGAAGUUGGCGAACCACCCGAUAUAUUAUCUUGUAUAUCUUUGUUUUCAUGAAAUAAACUGUAAUAUUCCAUCAA
Molecule: messenger RNA, 1001 nt
Organism: Lethenteron reissneri (Far Eastern brook lamprey)
Lineage: Eukaryota; Metazoa; Chordata; Hyperoartia; Petromyzontiformes; Petromyzontidae
Gene: OSGEP
Product: O-sialoglycoprotein endopeptidase
Cellular component (GO): EKC/KEOPS complex; cytoplasm
Source: RefSeq, a predicted model, not a curated record